Messenger RNA from Hyaena hyaena (striped hyena), 2958 nucleotides. Its product is annotated as translation initiation factor IF-2-like. Lineage: Eukaryota; Metazoa; Chordata; Mammalia; Carnivora; Hyaenidae. The record is from RefSeq and is a predicted model, not a curated record. The transcript has 5 exons. Bases 1 to 1101 code for a protein of 366 amino acids.
AUGGCGCGCGGGUGUGAAGGCAUUUGUGGGCAGUUCCACAACCGCGUGUGCAGCUCCGGCGAGCCGGCCAGUCCCGCUCUGGCCCCGCCGGGGAGGAGCCUGGGGCGGGGAGAGCCGGGGCCCGCCCCUCCUACCCCCCGCCCCGAGGGCGGCGGAGGCGAGACCUUCCGCGCGGACCGUAAACACUUCGCGAGCGCAGCCGCGUGGCUCCGCGUCCGCCCCGCCCGCCCCCCCUGCCCGGCCCCGGCCCCGGCCCCGGCGGCGGCCCAGCCCCGCGGCUGCAGACGUGCAGCGCGCGCCGUCCCCGCGGGGCCGAAGUCCACUCGCCCCAGGGCGGCGCCUCCCGUGCGCUUGGCUCACCGGGGAGGACACCUGGGCGUGGGCCUCCGCGUGGCCCCGGCGAGACCAGCCGGCCCCUCCUCCCGUGGCCCCGAGCACCGCAGCUCCGCGAGCGCGGGCUCUUGCCGGCCCCCGUGGCGUCGCCCGCGCCUGGCCGGGCACCGGCACGCGCGGAGGAAGGUCACUAGGUGCGCGCGGCGGGAAGGCGGACGCCGCCACGGGGAGCAACUUCCUAGACCGAUUACUCUCAGGGGGAAGAAGUGGCUCCGUGUCUGCAGCUGCACCUGCAUCUUUGAAGAAGGAGAAGGGGCCGCUCUGUCCGGGUCGGGGCCCGUCUCCCCCACGUGGCACCUGCUUUGCUCCCAGGAGAGACCUCGCAGCAGACCGCGCCUAGGGAGUGACGGCCAGGCUCACCAUGACGUUUUCCAAGACCACCGACUCACCAAGACCCCAGGCUCGGGGCCUCUGCUCCUGGCUGCCCGGGAAGACACGAGCUCCGGGCCACCGUCCUCGAUGAACACCCGGGCCCCAAGCGAAGGAGGACCGGGGAUCUGCGCAGAAAAGCCGGGGAAGCGCAGAGGGGAGCUUUUCCGCAUCUGCGGCCUCGGGCCCGCCCCCAGCUCCGGGCUUAUGGUGAAUGUGAGGCUGCGGUUUAAUGCCCACGUUGCGGCCACCUCGGAACCCCUUACAAUUGUGUCGCGUUUUAUGAUCUUCCACUGUGUGCAGCUGCGUGUUUUAUCACGUGCUAUUUCAUCUUUAUAGACUUCCCCACGUUGUGAGGUAGGCGAAGGCAAGAACGGGGCCCCCGCUGAGCAGGGCAGGAAGGGGCGGCGCAGAGCUCACGCGGCGCCCCUACCCGCGUGCGGCCUCGGCCCGGGCUGCCUUGUUCCUCCCGCACUUUGCCGCCGCCCGUCCUGGGAGUGAAGGAAGGGCCUCGGCACAAAGUGCCGGUUUGCUGUGGGCAAAUGGAGGGAAUGUAGGAAAGUGGACGGAAGGGGGUGGAGAGGGCGCGGGGCGGGGGUGGGAGGAGAGGGACAGGGAGGGAAGGGGUCCGAGAAGGGAGCCCGGGGGCUUGUGGGACAGGCUGAGGAGGUGCGGCCCUCCGGGCCCUGGCGGCCCCGCAGCUGCUGGGUGUCCUGCUGCAGCUCACCUCCGCGCCACCGGACACUGACAGAGGCCGGCUUGUGUGUUGGGCACCGUGCAAGGCGCUGCCCCGGAGGCCGGGUGACGACCUGCGCUCGGGGACAGAGCAGAAGAGAGCUGGACCCGCGCCCCGGCUGUGGAACCCCGAGAACUCGCUUUAACCUCUCCCAGCCCCUCCCCCCCAAGUGUGUUGGGAGCCCCUGGGACACAAACACCCGUCCCUCAGGAGCGCGGCCGCCCAGGGCCCUGAGGGUCACGCGUCGGGGGGCUCCCCGAGGAAGAACGUGGGCAAGGCCGUUCCAUACCCAGAGGGAUGGUACAGGCCACUCUUUCCGGACCUGCGGGCGUGCCAGGGAGGGCCUGGGGGGUAGGGGGUCUGUCCCUCCAGGCCCCUUACCCCCCAGCUCCUCCCUCACCCCCCCACCAUGGUCUUGGCAUCGCCACCUUCAUGAGCUGAGGGGUCCUGGGGAGCUGGGUCCGGAGGAGGAGGGAUUGGCUAAGGUCAGGUGCGGGAGGUGCAAGGCGGGUGUGCCCCGCAGGAGAAGCUCCUCUCGGGGUGUGAGUCCCCGUGUCUUCGAGGAGGAGUCGUGUGGAACAGACGACCCGGCGGGGGCCCUUUAGAGAAGUCGCUUACUUCUGGAAGGCUGGUUUCAGGUGGGCCAAGGACGUUCAGACUGGGCCUCAGAGACAAGCCAGGUGGGUUGUAUUCCGCUGGGCAGCCAUAGGCCGAGGGAAGGCAGAGGCCAGAGACUCCAGUGUGGGAAGGGGUGAGGUGUCGGGGAAUAACGUCAGCUCACAGGACAGAACCUUCUGGGUGCUGGGCUCCUUUGAAGCUCGCGUACGUUAAUGCGCGUCAUCUUUAGGAGCACCAUAUGAGGUGGGUAACUGUAGUGUCCUGACCUCACAGACGGGCAAACUGAAAGACAGAGACGCUGAUAACUUCCCUGAGGUCACACAGCUCAUAGGUGGUGAAGCCGGAAUCUGGAGCUAGGCCGUCGGUUCCGGAGUCUUGAUGUCACCACUGUAGCAUCCUUUCCUGCUGUUCCCAGGAAGCAUCAAUGACUCCUGGGCCGGGCUGGGGGCCACCAGGGACCCAGACAUGUGAGACCAUUCUGGAAAGGAUCUCUGCGGGCCAGGGCAGCUGUUGGGAUGUGGAGGGAAGGUGGGGCUGUCUGGUCGGCAUCGUCCGGAGCCCAGGCAGGAGUGGGGGCGGUGGAGAGGCCUGCGGGUGGAGGGCUCGCUCUCCCCGGCCCUUCCGGCCCCGGGGGGGUCGGGGCUCAGGGUGCGGGCUGUCAGGCGCUCCACCCGGAACUCAGGAUGCCAGGACUUUAGGACUCACUUCCUGCUCGACUGUUCUGUGGUCUUGGCUGUAGCUCCGCUGCCCCUCGUACCCGGUCCCUGCCUAUCGCUGUUCCCAGCCUCUCCAUCCGGUGUACGAACUACUGAAUUUCCUUCCAAUAAACCUUCUCUGUUUUA